Messenger RNA from Oreochromis aureus, 1264 nucleotides. RefSeq names its product clarin 2 (gene clrn2). The transcript has 3 exons. The record is from RefSeq and is a predicted model, not a curated record. NCBI's taxonomy places the organism in Eukaryota, Metazoa, Chordata, Actinopteri, Cichliformes, Cichlidae. Bases 137 to 838 code for a protein of 233 amino acids.
AACAGUGCGAGCAACUUAUGAUGCUUUUUUUUUUUCUUUUUUUUUUCUUUCUUUCAUUUUUAAUUGUGGGAUAAACUUAUGGUGAUCGCCGAGCGCGCACUGCGGUCCCUGCCUCAGGGCACCAUGGGCUCGUAAGAUGCCUUCUCUGUGGAAGCGGAUAACAUUCUCGGUGGCCUCGGCGCUCUGUAUCGGCUCGGUGGUCCUCUUGGUGGUGGCUUUAUCCACGGAGCGGUGGGUUACCGGGCGGAUCAUGUGUAAAACCGGGGUGGAGAUAGUGAAUGCGUCAAAUCCCGAGCUGGACCAGUUCAUCGGGAGCAUUUAUUACGGAUUGUUCCAGGGAGGAAAGACCAAGAGGUGCGGGCUCGGGGACAGGCGCUCCAAAAUUAACAUUUUCCCAAAGCUUGUGCAGACACUGAAUGGGGGCCUCCACAUGAUGGUGAUCCUGUUCCUGCUGGUGGCUGUGGGUUUUGCGCUGGUCAGUCUGUCUUUCUGCAUUUACAACGCACGCAAGGUUCCAUACCAGAGCAUCAAAGGGCACAAGGGACUCUAUCUGUGGAACUUCAUCGCUGCUCUGUUUGGUGCCCUGGGUAUUCUGUGCUUCCUGGCAGCUGUCAGACACCACAGUCUGACUGAGCGAGUGGCAAACUUUCGGGAGAACCUCUUCGUCCUCCUCGUCUUGGAUGACAGUCUGGACUGGUCUUUCUGGCUUGGCGUAGGCAGCAUUGCAACUCACUUUGCUGUCUGUGGAGUGGUCGCGAUGAGUCGGAUCAAGCUGCCCAAACCGGAGAUCAAAAAACCUGAAGAGCCGACUGUCUCUGCUGUGGACCUGCUGUACUGAAGAAUAUUUUUCUUUAGCAUUUUCAUCACUAGUGAUGGACAAGCGCCAAAUGUGAAAACAACACAGUGCCAGGGCCCUGUUCCUUUGAAGCUGUAACUGAGUUUUAGGUUAAUUACAGCCAGAAUUACAGAGUCAUAACAACAUAAAUUAACAAGUUGGGACUAAAGUGGCGCCUAACUCACAUACAAAGCCCAGGCAAAUUCGUCCUUACCUUGAUGAUCAUGCAGCUGUUUGAAAUGACUAAUGUAUUAGUAUAAAUCUGCCUUUGAUGCAUAUGGAUUUAUACAUUGUUAUGUUUGAUUUUUCAGAGUAAAAGUCAAGCUUAAAUGUAAACAUGCCAAAUCUCAUACUUUGAAUGAGUGCUGCAGUGUGCAGCACAGAUCCUAAAGUCAGUAUGAAAAUAGAUUUUUUUUUCUUUUAAGUAGU